UUUCAUAACAAUGAAUAUUUGAUUCGUCAUCCAUCUAAAUUUUCUGUGAAUAUUUUUGCAAAAAAUAGUGUCAAAUUUUAUUUUUUUUGUUCCUACUUUCGUUCAAAAAAAUUAAUAUUUGAUUACUCAACAAAAAUCGAUACAAGAAGAAAAAAGUAUCAAAUAUGGGGGACGCCGGGCCAGCAAAUUUAGUAUGUAAUAUAAUCCUUGCCUGUGGAUCAGUAUACGCAAUGGAAGAUUCAAGAAAUGGAUGGGCUUGGCGAGAUUGGCGAUGGGUACAUCUUGGCUAUGGUUCUAUGUUGGUAAAUGCUGGACUUGGGAUCUGGAAUUAUUUUGCACCUGGUAUCGAUGAUGCAGUCAAACUAAGUCAUGGUUUCCGAGAUCAAUUGUUUAUAGGAGCCUAUAACUGCGACUUGUAUGGUGCUGUUAGCCCAGGAUGGAUUCGAUAUUUACAUUUAAUACCAGUAAUCAUUCCAUUAAUGGAUAACGAACCGCUUGCGGCUGCAGGCAUGGUCUUUAACUUGAUAUCAAAUUAUUAUUUUACAUUUACUCGACCUACAAAUACACGCUACGCUGCAGCUGUUCUUGCCACAAUUACAGUUAUAAUGCAUUUCGGAAAACUUCCACUUGACGAAUCAAUACUCGCAAAGGAUGAUGUGGAAAAUAUUUUAAUGGCAAUUUUUGCAAUCGUUUCAGCACGUGCAGUUCGGUAUUAAUUUUUUCCAAAUAUCGUGGAUGAAUAUCGAGUACGAUCAGAUUUAUCGAAAUCCAAUCUGGAAUUGGGUAACUAGUUAACAGUCUAUUUGAUACGUUGAUGUUCUUGUAUCAAUUUUUAUAGAAAUAUUAACAUAUCAAGAAUCC
Molecule: messenger RNA, 861 nt
Organism: Chrysoperla carnea
Lineage: Eukaryota; Metazoa; Arthropoda; Insecta; Neuroptera; Chrysopidae
Exons: 2
Coding region: 165-716 (183 amino acids)
Source: RefSeq, a predicted model, not a curated record